Molecule: messenger RNA, 2682 nt
Organism: Pelobates fuscus (common spadefoot toad)
Lineage: Eukaryota; Metazoa; Chordata; Amphibia; Anura; Pelobatidae
Product: KIAA1191 ortholog
Exons: 9
Coding region: 355-1260 (301 amino acids)
Cellular component (GO): cytoplasm
Source: RefSeq, a predicted model, not a curated record
GCGUUUCGGUAUAGUUUUUAUCGGUCGCCAUUAUACGAACAGAUAAUGGGCUCUUCUAUUACUCUCCAGCUCAGCAUCCUCGGUGACCCAUCCAGGUUCUUAGAAGGGAGGAUACGAGGGGGAUUCUAGUACACAAACCGCUGGGACCAGGAACCGGCUGACCGUCAGGUACCCUGCAUGGACCAGUUGGGAUCUCUUCCAAGGUUUCAGCUUUAAAUGCACUAUAUUUCUGUUUUAGUGGCACUAUGUUUCAGUUUGACUUGUCUCAUUCCAGUUAACACAUACAGCCCAGUGGCCUGGUGACACAAUUUGUGGAUUUCCAUAGCGAAAAGAGUACAGUUUCUAUCCACUGUAAUGGCAUCAAGACAGCCUGAUGUGCCUGCCAUUGAGCACAGCUCUGGUGGUUUAUUGGGGAAGAUGUCCCUGCCGAUUGGGAUGCACCGUCGAGCUUUCAGCUAUGACGAUGCGCUGGAGGACACAGCACCCAUGACGCCACCACCAUCAGACUUAUGCAGCAACACGCUGUGGAGAAAACCAGUUAUACCAGAACGUAAAUACAAGAUGCUGUCCAAGGUUGAGGAUGGGGAUAAUAACAUGCCCCCACCUGCUCUACCCAAUUCCUCUUCCAUUGAGAAGGCCCCUGUGGUGAAAGCCAAAGCCACAUCUGUCAUCAUGAAUUCUCUUAUGACAAAGCAUACACAGGAGAGUAUUCAGCGCUUCGAGCAGCAGGCCGGCCUCAGGGAUGCAGGAUAUACUCCACAUAAGGGCCUCACUGCUGAAGAGACCAAAUACCACCGCGUGGCAGAAGCCCUGCAUAAACUAAAGAUGCAAUCAGGAGAUUCCACUGAUGAGAGACAGAGUUCAUCUGCCCAAUCUACUCCUUGUAGCACUCCUAGUUCAUCUCCCAAGCAAAUGCGCAGAUCAUGGUUCAGUCAGGGCUCCACUACUUCCCUCCCAGUUGGCGAGAUCACCAGCUCAGAGUCAGGAGGAGCUGACAAGUGGAGCAUAUUUGGCCCUCGUGCUGUUCAGAAAUCCACCACAGAUCCAGGUGGCUUCACUGUCCAAUCUUAUAAAGGUGCUCAAAAGCCAACACCAAUGGAGCUGAUGCGGGCACAGGCUAACAGAAUAGCAGAUGAUCCUGCAGCAUUUAAACCUCCCAAGAUAGAAAUGCCUUCAUUUGCUACAGACAAGAAAAAAAUUCCCCGUGGGCACAACCUGCAGCCUCGUGACAUGAACAUACUCACACCCACUGGCUUCUAAAAGACUUCCUUCUCCUAAUUUUUAUUUUUUUUCCUGCUUUGAAAAAGGACAACAAUGAGAUAAUUAAUACCUGGCACAUUGAUUGCCUUGGCAGGAAAAAGAGUUAAUUCAGAUAAAAGGUUGUGUCCUUCUUGAUUUUUCGUUGUGGCAUUCCCCUUCACCGAGCUUUGUCAGUGCAGGAAGAAAGAACUUUCCUUAUAUCUUCUUCACUGUUAAAUUAACUGUCAAUCCACUAAAUAACUCCAUAUACAACUAUGCAUAGAAGCUGUUAAACACUUGUGGUUGGCACUCUCCAAUUCCUCUUUUCAAGCAAAUGAACCAAAUGGUUAUGCUAAUAUUUGUGUAAUGAUCCCUUUUACCAGAGCUGACAUUCCUCCUUGUGUAUAAAAGGUAAUGAGGGUGUUAUUGGUGUCAUGCCUAGAGUACCUUGUGCAAUAACCUAGCUUUUAUGUGUCUAUGAAAACGUAAAGUGAAAGCUUGCUCUAGGACAUUGACCACUAACUUAAGGUUUUUCUGUGUGUUUUUUUUUUCUUUUCUGCUUUCUCCUUUCUUCAUUGCAUUAUCUGGAGUUACAAGAUAGAUGCGAGCCCAAUUUGUGUUAUUCAGAUCUUAAUUCCUGUGUAAAUACUGCUGGAUUGAUCAAAUGUCUCAGGGCAAAAGAAAAGGCCUGGAUGUUUUGAGAGCAAAAGUUUGCUAAAUAUUUAUUCAUGUUUUUUGGUUUUCAUUUUAUUUUUUUGUUCCCUUAAAAUUGUCACAUUCUGAGUUCAGAAGCUACCAUUGCAUCCCAUUGUAUGUUUCUGGUCUGGUAGGGAAGUGUAAGUCCAACUCUACAAAAAAAAACCAACCCAAAAAACAGUGGCUGCCCCCCCCUCUUCAAAUGUACUUACUGCUUAUUAUUUGAAAUUGAAUCGCCGAGCACAGUACUGCAUGGUGCAGUAUUUUGCCAUCACCAACUGGCUGCUGUCCUGGUGUAAUUACUACAGCUGACUUAACAACUAAUAGUGCCUGUAACAUUCAUUGAAGCCUAGAGCAGGGAUAGGCAACCUUCGGCACUCCAGAUGUUGUGGACUACAUCCCCCAUAAUGCUCUUACACCCAUAAUGCUGAAAAAGCAUUAUGGGAGGUGUAGUCCAAAACAUCUGGAGUGCCGAAGGUUGCCUAUGCCUGGCCUAGAGCUUAGUUCACUGGGAAUUAUUUCUCUAGCUGGCUCUAAAACUAAACUAUUUUACUUCAGAAAUAAGUGAUCGAAUUAUACCUAGGUGCUUAAAAAUGUCUUCAGGUAACCUGCCACUGCUGUUAUUCUUCCCUACCCUUUCGAAAAUAAUUGCUGUCCAUUUUGAGUACAUUGAGUAGUUAAUUUUUUUUAUUUAUUUUUUUAUUUUGCCUAUGUCUUUUUGUUCACAAUAAACCUGAAACUAAACUA